CUAGCCCCAUAAUACACGGUACACCCAAGAAGAAGAAGAAGAAGGCUAACCACUGAAGGGGCUCUAGAGGCUGUGGCCCCAAAGCCUAAAUAGCCCCAUAAUAACACCCAAGAAGAAGAAGAAGAAGACUUCUUGCAUUCUGAGAACAACAACAUUCUGAAGCAUGGCAUUUGAGGAGGUGCAGCACAUUACCCCACAUGUGAGCAGUUUAUCCUCCAUCACAGUCAACAUCAGCUGCCCAGAGGGAUGCUCUCGUACCUUUGCCAAUUCUUCUGCCCUGAGGUUGCACCUUAAGCAGGUGCACCACAAAGAGGAUGAGUGUGGUCCAGCCACCACCUCAGAUGUGUGGUAUCACUGUCCAGAAACAGCUUGUAGUUAUCAUGUUAGUUUUGGCAGUAAUGGAAAGCACUUUUCAAAGCUCAAAUACUUAAAACAGCAUUACCUGAAGGUCCAUGCUGUUCGGGAUCACCUGUGUGAGUGUGGCCAUGCAUUCAGCACUGUAGCGCAUCUUGCCCAGCACCGCCGGGGGUGUGGCAUUGAUCUCAUGUGCACGUGUGGCAGCUCUUUCCAGGCAAUGGAGACUCUGCAGACUCAUGUGCGUCGCUUUGACCAUGCCAUCAUGCCCUCCACCCUUCAGGCUCUGAGGGCAAGGAAAAGCCUUCUUGCAGAGUCAGUGAGGGCAGCAAAGUCUCUUACCAAGUCCACAGCGCAGGCCGUCAUUGCACACAGCAUCCCCAUUAAGUGUCAAGGCAUCGAUGACAGAAAGGAAGAGACUGCAUCCUCCUCCUCCUCAUUCCUUCCUAACAUUGCCCCAACACCAGCAGCCAUAUGUUCAGCUGCUGCAACAUUCAAUCAUGUUACACCUGUCCACUUUCGACAACCAACUCAUAUGCUUGCAGCAAUAGCACUCAGUGAACUUAUGCCACAUCCAUGA
Molecule: messenger RNA, 934 nt
Organism: Eriocheir sinensis (Chinese mitten crab)
Lineage: Eukaryota; Metazoa; Arthropoda; Malacostraca; Decapoda; Varunidae
Product: ATM interactor-like
Exons: 6
Coding region: 164-934 (256 amino acids)
Biological process (GO): regulation of transcription by RNA polymerase II
Cellular component (GO): nucleus
Molecular function (GO): DNA-binding transcription factor activity, RNA polymerase II-specific; transcription cis-regulatory region binding
Source: RefSeq, a predicted model, not a curated record